This is a messenger RNA of Ramularia collo-cygni, 1194 nucleotides long. RefSeq lists its product as uncharacterized. The record is from RefSeq and is a predicted model, not a curated record. The transcript has a single exon. Bases 1 to 1194 code for a protein of 397 amino acids. NCBI's taxonomy places the organism in Eukaryota, Fungi, Ascomycota, Dothideomycetes, Mycosphaerellales, Mycosphaerellaceae.
AUGCAUCUCGCACCGCCGCCGCCCAAUCCUCGCGAGCUACUCCCGCCGUUGCUGGCAUGUCUGCCUACAUCUUUCGUCUCACCACGACCGCCGCCCGCUCUGCUGCCACUGCUGUCCCCACUCCUACGACAGCGAGUUAACUUCCUCAAUGCCUCUGGAACCGAAGGCUGGCUACCUCUACUAUCAUGGGAUCCACAGCGAGCCUCGAAAUUGCCGGACGUGAUCGAACGAAUGGAUUUGGAGCCUCAUCCCGUCUCAGGAGAGCUAGAGCUCGAGGAUCCACGACCUGCAAAGUAUAGAAGAUUGGAUGAAGAGACAUUGCACGCACGCAUCGAGUUGGAGCAAUUUAGUCUCCUGCCGGUGUAUGUAUGGUGCGAAAAAGACGAGCACGGAGGCACCGAUCCUGGCUGGAAGUUGGCAGAUUUGCGUGCAUUGGAUGACGCCGAAGAUGGCAGCGAAUGGUUCAAUUCGCCCUCGGACGCCAACGCGUCUUCUGUGCCGGGCACAGAUGCGUUGGCGAACGGACACUCUGCUCAGGCACCCCAAGCUUCACAACAGGAGGAUGACGACGAUAUGAAUGACGAUUACUGGGCUCAGUACGAUCAGACUCCUAGCCGGACCCCUGCGCCGAAACGCUCGCCUGCUCCGAUGUCCAGCUCUGUCAACCAAUCCUCAAAUCCACGACCGGGAUCUGAGCAGGAGUACUUUGCCCGCUACGGCUCGGAAGUCCAGCCAGCGCUCGAUUCUCACGACCCCGAUGAAGACAGUCAUGAGAUUGGGAGCAGCACGCUGAACGGAGACUCGCUUGUGCAUGCUCAAGGUCCGCAAGCUGGCUCAAGUGGUGAAAUCAAAGCACAGGCAGAUUAUCUCUCUUCCCUGCAGCCACAUGCUGGCUGGCAACAGACGCAGGACGCUGCGGCAUCCGGAGUGAAUGGCAACGAGGAGCUGUCCAUGCCUCGCGCCAUCUCGCCUACUGCAUCAAAUUCUAGCAUCGACCGAUUGGAGGAGCAAGCGGCGGCGAUGAGCACAGACGGAGGUUCGGAUAGAGCCCAGCACGCUAUUCAGCAGCAUAUCAGCACAGACAUCAAAAGUCUGUUCCGCCUUGCCAAAACCUCGGGAAUGGCAAGAUCGGAAUUUGAGCGGAUAGWKCGUACGGAGUUAGACAUGCUAGGCUUAAUGGAGCAAGAUGAAUGA